AUGCAAGCACGCGCUCCAGAACUGGAGAGCAACAGUAUCACUUUUGAUAGAAGUGCCCUCCCCAAGGAGGGACUUGAGUCGUCGAGUGCAAGCGACGAUGAAGACGCUGAUGGCGUUGAUGACCCACUUGCCAGACUUGCCGUGGACCCCGACCUGUCGACACAAGCACGCCGGCGGAGUUCCACGGGGCACCUCAACUUCGUUGACCAGGUAUCCGCAGGCAUUGGAUCCUACUUGGCUCGGCUUGAAGCGAAGCAUACGGAGAACACCACCGUGUACAAUCGGUCUGCAGGACAAGAAGCUUCACGGUGGCAGGAAUGCAUCCGACAAGUACCUUCUCCGCUGUUGCAGACGGUGGCUAAAGUUUCUUCGAAGGAGACCUCUGCAGAAGGAUCGGAGGAUGGCGACGAGAAGGUGGGCGAUGCAGCGAGGAUUAAGCUCAAGCACCCGCAGGGAGGUCGACCAGUGGACUCAGAGUUGGGACCAUGCGUACCUCCGCAACACCUGGAAUUUGAGAGCUUCCCUGGAUCGGAUGGUCGCCCGAGAUUGUCUUUCUCAGCAUCUUUCGAGAGUGGCAAUCUGGCAGUGGCCCAGUGUGACAAUCCCAACCAGUACACCCUGCUUGUUGACGUUGAUGCCAAUACCGACGGGUACACGCAGUGGUUUUACUUUGCAGUACGCGGGGGAACUGUUAAUUCAAAGAUCAACUUCCGCUUGAUCAACAUGGCCAAGUCCAGCUCCCUGUUCGGCGAUAAGGGCAUGCGACCGGUGAUUUGGAGCGAGAAGUCCGGAAGGGGCUGGGAGCGCGGUUGCAGCGAUGUUAGUUAUUCGGCAACGGAGUCCACCAAAGCAUUGACGUCACAGAAAAACUGCUUUACCCUGUCAUUUGCUUACACCUUCGAGUUCGAGGAUGACACUAUCUUCUUCGCGUACCACUAUCCUUACACGUACAGCUACCUCACGACUUUCAUCAACACGCUGGAAGCCGAUCCUUACGCCGGACAGCUGUUCAGCCGCAAGCCGCUUUGCGAAACCAUAGGAGGCUUGUCUUGCGAAGCCCUGGAAGUUGAUUGCGUGGAGUCCAACGCUCCGCAGCGAGGCCUUUGCGUAUUGACGGCCAGAGUUCACCCCGGCGAGUCCAAUGCUUCCUGGAUGAUGCAUGGAUUUAUACUAUUUUUGCUUUCGCCCGCGGCUGAAGCUAUCGCCUUGCGACAGGCCUUCAAGUGGCUCAUUAUUCCUAUGUUGAACCCUGAUGGCGUAGCACGUGGCUCCUACAGAUGCAGUCUGGCUGGUACAGAUCUCAACCGCGUGUAUCUCAAGCCGAACAAAAGAAUCCAUCCAGAAAUCUAUCAUUUGAAAGAAGUCAUGAAGCGAGCUCCCGGCGGCGUGGAGAUCUUUAUCGACUUCCAUGGGCAUUCCAAGAAAGAGGGCAUUUUCUUCUAUGGUGGUAAAGCUCAUGCUGAAGACCGCAUGACGAAUGCCAGCAUACAGUUGCUGCCAAGGCUUUGUGCACUGGGCUCUUCCGAUUUCAGAUGGAACAAGUGUUCUUUCAACGUAUAUGAGUCAAAGGUCUCGACAGCGCGAUUGGUCGGGUUUUUGCAGCUCAAAAUCCAGAAAGCAUACACAGUGGAAGCCUCUUUUGCCACCAGUGGCAAGGUUCCCCUCGAAGAAAUGUUCGCGGAGGACCAGGACGAAAAUCACGACCGAGACGAGUUGCACCACGACAAAUCUGAAGAGGAAGAGGAGGAGGAGGAGGUCCAACAUACAUCGGCCAAUCAGGAAAUGGCAGAAGCAGCCGCCGCUGCUCUCCUGCAGCAGCUGGCAUCCGGCGGGGAGCAGCGCAACAGAAGGGACUCUAAUUCUGGCGGCAACCGCAGAAAAGUCACACGGACAGACCUUGCCGCGGUUGCAGCUGCCGUGCUUGCUGCACCCGAGUCGACGAAUCCCAGUCCACGUCCUGAAAGCCCUGGAAGCAGGACGGAAUCAAGAAGACAGCGUGAUCUUGUACCGGAUGAGGAUCGACAAACAGCACGGAACGCCGCAUUACGUGUGGAAACACCCAAUGACACAAAGUCCAAGAGAGAUGAGGCCGAGGCGAGAAACAAGCCGGCGGCUAGCGAAUUCAAUCCAAUCCGCUUGAUGCUUGCGGGAUCAACGAUCGGACGAGCCAUUUGUGCCUCGUGCCACUUGGAGACACCACUUCCAGAUCCUUAUGACGAAAGCUUGAUGGAUGGAUCUGAACAGCUGGUGUGGCCCCACCUUCGGUAUCAGCGCCUGACGAGCGAGACAGCAUCUCGAGAGCUGGCCAGACUUGCCAGCGGCAAGACCAGCAAGGACAAAGAACCAGAUGACGACGGGGGGUCCGAUUCGAACCCUAGCGCUGAUGAAAAACCAGCAGCAGAACUCCGAAAAAUUCAGAAAAGAUUGGCAACAAAAGCCAAGAGGCAGAAGACCUUUCGCAUUGAGCCAGAGGAGGUUGAAGAGGAGGUGAAGUACAAAGUGAUUGUCGCGUUUGGAAAAUCUAUGAAGAUCCCGAUCAAGCCAGGUGACAAGAUGGAAGGUGGUUUGAGCCGCAGGAACAGCCAGGUCGAUGAUGCAGCAGAGCGAUUUAUUCGGGUUGCACGACGGCACAGUGUGCAAGGAGGAGAGAUGUCACCGGCGAGCCCCGAAUCGCUGAGCAGGUUAGAUCACUCGCCUUGUGACGGGGACACGCCAGCAAACUCCGGCAGGCACGGUGAUGCUCUGGGGCGGCCGGGCAAACUACGGGUGAGUGCGUUUCUGGAUGUGACGACGAGCUCUGGCUUUGCAAGCCCGCGGAGCCCGAGCGUACCGAGCAGUCCGGUGAGCCCUUUGAGGCGAAGAUCUCUGAGACCCAAGUCCAAGGAAAGCGCUCUCCAGCCUUCCGAGAUCUCCUUUCACCUGCCGCCAGAGCCGCCAGAGGAUCCCGAGGCGUCGGAAGCAGGGCCACUGCCGCCAGGAGAGUCGGGGUCAGGGCCGGCUGCAACCGAGCAGCCACCCUCGCCGGAAGCGGCGAGUCCAGCUUCUGAGCCGGGUUUGAGUGAGCCGGGUCUGAGUGGGGCUGGGCCGGACGUGGUGGCUGGGGCGGCCGGGGCGGCUGCUGCACCCUCCGACGACCCGAAGAUCGACGAAUUGAGUCACCACAGCGACGCCGGCUCCCGACUGUCGAGCCGACGACUAAGCAGUCGUCAUCGCCGCGACGUAGGGCCGCCGGCGCAAGAGCUUGGCCCGAUAUUGUACAGCCCAGGAUGUCCUCCUCCAGCGAGCUCUCAUGCGGGCGGCUCUUGCAUCCAGCUUGAGCUUUCCGCGGAUGUCGGUGUGCAGGCGAUGGAAAGGCGACUGAGCUCUUUGCAGGCAGUGGCGCUCUCGUUCAGCCGGCAAGUGUCUCCGGCGGUGGUGGACGCAAAGCACCAGCUUGCGGAAAAAAUGGCUGGUGCGUUGAGCCGGCAAGUGUCUGGAACGACUGUGGACGUCAAGCAGCAGCCCUCAGACAAGAAUACUUGCUUCAGCCGGCAGGUGACCCCUGUGACUGCAGACGACACUUGGCAGAACGUUUCCGAUGCGUUAUGCCAGACUUCUGCCAGGAAGGCAAAGGUGUCACAAAUUAUUCUCCCGGAAAUUGCUGGGCAGUCACCAUCAGAUCAGUCGCCUGAGAACGAAGCCUCACCGGCCUCACCUGAUCUGCGGGCACGACCACAAAGGGUGCUGAUCAGCCACGGCCCAUCGAACUUUCAGGACUGGGUCGAGCAGCACAGAGCUGUGGAGCAUGCUCAGCCGGUUUGGAGUCCAAAACAGCUCUGGGUGGAGAGGCGGGCUUUGGAGGCUCCACGGCCUGCUUCGAUGCACGGUGUGCGGAAGCAUCUCUCCAAAGGAAAGCAACCCUCGGAGCCCGCACAUGAGUGUGGCCAAAGGAAACAAGAAAGCAGAAAUUUCAUCUCUGAUCAGAACUGCAAGCCCAAAGCGCCGAGCAGAGUGACUGUUCACUUCAGGACUGCAGCUCCGCCUCAACGACGCACAAUCGGCGCUGUUGCCAAAGUCAUUCCGGGAUCGGCAGCAAUGAAACCGCCCGGCGCCCCGAAAACCCCCCAGGGGCCCCUGGCGGAACCCAGUACACUCCGACUGCAACCUGCAUCAUCAGAUGACGGCGCAUCGCCGACAUGCGCAAGUGAUACGGUCAUGCCAGCUGCUCGGCCAGCCUCCGCCGCUUGCUCGAAGGCGCGUGUGGCUUCUCCACCCCGAUUUCAAGACAGGACGGAGCACAAGGCAACGCUUCUGCAGCUGCUGGGCCGUGGCCAGCAGUGCGAGCCAUGCUCUGGAAUGCCGGAGGGGAUAUCUGCUCUCCACACUGCUCGCGAAAGGCGUGGAGAGACUCCGAGCACUUUUCGUUGGGAGGCUUCGGCUCCGGUUGCAGCGCCACGGGGAUGCAGCCAUCUACGGAGCGGAGGCUGGGCACGAAUGGCGAGUGAGUAA
This is a messenger RNA of Symbiodinium sp. CCMP2456, 4488 nucleotides long. The record is from the annotation of a GenBank genome assembly. Lineage: Eukaryota; Dinophyceae; Suessiales; Symbiodiniaceae.